Molecule: messenger RNA, 7276 nt
Organism: Aquila chrysaetos chrysaetos
Lineage: Eukaryota; Metazoa; Chordata; Aves; Accipitriformes; Accipitridae
Gene: ABHD17B
Product: abhydrolase domain containing 17B, depalmitoylase
Exons: 4
Coding region: 503-1369 (288 amino acids)
Biological process (GO): protein depalmitoylation
Cellular component (GO): endosome membrane; plasma membrane
Molecular function (GO): palmitoyl-(protein) hydrolase activity
Source: RefSeq, a predicted model, not a curated record
GAUAUUACUAAUUUAAAAGCUUAAAGUAUUUGCCCAGAAGGCAGCGAGGAAAAAAAACCAGAGGACUGCAGAAGCCCAGGCGGUGCCACCGGAACGCAGGCCGGCUUCAAGAGCGUCGCCGCCUGUCAGAGCUCGGCUGAGCGGUGCAGUGAAGCACCGGGCUGGCGCGGCCGCGAAGCGGGACAAGGGGUCUCCAGCGCCGGGCCGGGCGCAGGCGGCUUCAGCGGGGCAGCUCCGUGGAGCCGAGUCUUGCUGGGAGCGUGCAAAACAUGGUGUAAUCCGGCUUAAUCCCGCAGUUGUCUGCCUGGGACCUUUCGCGGGUCGGUUUGAUCUUCGGCCGAGGAGGGAGGGCGAGAUGUUUCGCUUGGCGUUCCCUGUGUUCCCUUUCUCUUUUCAGCCGUACCGUUGGGUUUUGAGGUAUACAAAGUAACCAGCAGCAGCGGGUCACUAUCUGCAAGUUAAGCUUUAUAAGACUGCUAGAACUCGUGACACGGACUAGAAGAUGAAUAAUCUUUCCUUUAGUGAACUGUGUUGCCUGUUCUGUUGUCCACCAUGCCCAGGGAAAAUUGCCUCCAAACUGGCAUUCCUACCUCCUGAUCCCACGUACACACUGAUGUGCGAUGAGAGUGGUAGUCGCUGGACUUUACAUCUCUCAGAGAGAGCAGACUGGCAAUAUUCUUCUAGAGAAAAAGAUGCCAUUGAGUGCUUCAUGACUAGAACAAGUAAAGGUAACAGGAUUGCCUGUAUGUUUGUGCGUUGCUCACCUAACGCCAAGUAUACUUUGCUCUUCUCACAUGGAAAUGCUGUUGACCUGGGUCAGAUGAGUAGCUUUUACAUAGGACUGGGUUCACGGAUUAAUUGCAACAUAUUCUCAUAUGAUUAUUCUGGAUAUGGUGCAAGUUCUGGGAAGCCAACAGAGAAGAAUCUGUAUGCUGACAUUGAUGCUGCUUGGGUGGCUCUUAGGACAAGGUACGGAAUCCGCCCUGAAAAUGUGAUUAUAUAUGGCCAGAGUAUAGGAACAGUACCAUCUGUGGAUCUUGCUGCUAGGUAUGAAAGUGCUGCUGUAAUUCUUCAUUCUCCACUGACCUCAGGAAUGCGAGUAGCUUUUCCUGAUACGAAGAAGACCUAUUGCUUUGAUGCAUUCCCAAACAUUGACAAAAUUUCUAAAAUAACAUCUCCUGUGUUAAUAAUCCAUGGGACUGAAGAUGAAGUAAUUGACUUUUCACAUGGCCUAGCAUUAUUUGAGCGUUGCCAGAGACCUGUAGAACCACUGUGGGUAGAAGGAGCGGGCCAUAAUGAUGUGGAACUCUAUGGACAGUACCUUGAAAGGUUAAAACAGUUUGUGUCACAGGAACUGGUGAACUUGUAAUUUUCUUUGUAUAUUUACAUGCUUUUGCAUUUCACUGCAGAACUGCGCACCUUGAUAAAUACAUAACAUAAAACCUGAAAGUUGUGUUUUCAAAUCAUCCUGGUUGCCUUCAUUAAAUGUACAGGUAAUGAUUUGUCAACAUAAUUAAUGAAGGUUUUAAUGCCAGUAUUAUAAACUGGAAUUACAUGAUCAUGCAGUCAAGCUUGGAAGUUCAUAUUACUUUGUGUGAGGUUUUUCUUUUCUUAGAUGUACAAAAAAAAUCACAAGGAGUACUGUAUGAAAUUUUAAUUAUAUAAAAUCAAAUGCUGUAAAAGUUGCCAAAUGCUUUAGCAUAUCAAAAACAAGUUUAUAAAUAUUUUUUAAACAUCUCAAAAUGUACUGUGACUUACUCUGUUGCACAGGUGUAAAUUAAAAACCAGACUUCUAAGCAGUUGUUCUGUAAAAAUGUAAUAGCCAUGAAAUUUGAGCAAAUACUAAUGUAUGUAAUAAGAAUAGACAGUCACUGGAAAUGACCCAUGCCCUGUUAUAGGGGGAUGGAGUCAAAAUAGAUCUGUUUUUCCAUAUUUUUCAUAUCUUUUGUGCUUAGUUUACUUUAGUUCUUUUGUUCUUGUGUUGCCCCUUACCUUUCAGGUUAAACAAAUUUACCCACUCGUCUUCUCAGCAGUCCUAAUCUUGCCAAAAUAAUGCCACAAGUUAUCAUUGUUGUAACGUAAACAUCACUCACAUGAUUACUACUUAGGCCACUAAGUACUUCUUUGAAAUCGGUAAGACUUUUAGAACCUAGAAGGCUUUGUGGACAACGUAGUUAUAAGCAUUGAUUGUGUAGAGAUGCAAUAUUUCAUCAACAGAACCUGAAAGUUCAUCCAACUAUGUAAUAAACAAUUUGCAAGUUUGCAGUUAUCUGAUCAGGCUCUACUUUUGGAUGUUUAGUAUAAAAGCUUGUUGGUUUUUUGAGUAUUGUAUGGAAAUUUUAUUACUCACGCCUGGAUGGGGUGGGGGGAGGGGCAAGAAAAGAAUGUUGACAUAUUUCUAUUAACUCAUAGUAAAAUAAACUUUGUAAGUUGCCUUUCCCUUAAAUGCAUUUUGCGUGAAUAAAACUAUGAAAAAUAAACUUAAUUAUAUGUAGCCUAUUUGUAAACAAAGUAAUAUUCCAACAAUACACACUGUGCUUCUAAUUUAAAGGCCUUAUGUAGUUUAAUUGUUCUGCUUGUUUUUUGUGAUUGAGACUAUUGUAUACUUAAAUGUAGUUUCAAGUAUUGUGAAAACUUUGAUUAAGAUGUAUUGAUUAACAGUAAACAAUAUUGCAUAAACUUGCUGUUCUUCCUUUGUUUUUUUAAAAGAAAUAGCAACAGUUGCUUGUGAUAUCAAAAAAUAAGCAACUCCCCAUUUACUCUAUGAAAUCUGAGAACUAAAGCAGUAACCCAUUGUUACGAAUUGUUGGCACAUUUCUUUAUCAGCAGCUAAGCUACUGUUCUGAUCACCCUUCCAUCCCCAUGCCUUAUCUUACUUCUUUCUGCUGUUCAGCAUACAGGUUUUCUGCUGCAGAGCUACUUAUAAACAUUCUUUUGUAAUGAAUUCAAAUUUAGCUUUCUUUGAAAUCAUCAGUGACUUCUUGCCUUGUGCUCUUUGGUUUGGUAAAUGAAUAGAAAGAAAUUUGAAUCUGUUCUCCAGCAAUUGGGUUCUUGUUUGUCUUUGUGAUCAAGCAUGCUUCAGUGUGUUCUGAACUUCAGAGUAGUAUUCAGGCACAAUAAUAUUAGACUUAAAGAUUUUCAUCCUAAUCCAAGAUUCUGCAAUUGGAAGUGUGCUUAAAUAGAUACGUAACUCAGCUUUAUUACAUCAUACUGUAUACACAGUUUGAUUUAAUCUUCUUACUACCUUCCAGCCACUAUCUCUGAUUUAGAUGGAAAUUGUUACCAUUACGUAUUUAAGUGCUUUCUUUGUGAUGAAUGAAGUCUGUUUUGAGUGUCCUCUUGAGAAAUUCACAAAUAAAGAAUGCAGAAUUGCAGUGGUAAGUGAUACAGGCUGGCUGAUAGUACUGCACAUGGCAGGCAAAUGAUCAACUGUCAUCACAAGAACUAUCAGAUUGUGCUAGGGAAUAUUAUGGCACCCUGUAGUUGAAAAGACAGAAAAGGUGGCAUAGCGGUUUUGCUGCUUUUGUUUGUGUUUUGUUGAAGCAGAACAAAAGGCCUGACUAACAGAGUUUUGUCUUCAGCAGAUGCAGCUGUGCUGGAUUACACUGGUGAGUAAGGGUUCUGAUCUCUUUGGGACCACUUAUGCAUGGUUAAUUAUUGCCAGUUUGUUCUGAUUUGUAUUUUACACCUAGAUUUUUCAGAUGAGUUGUUUGUUGAAGGAAUUAAAAUUGGUUUUAGGCACAGCCUAGCUUGUGUUAAGAAUCGUAUUAUAGCAACAAACUUGUUACCGACAUAAAGUAACUCUGAACUAUUGCAGCUGGGAGGAAAACAUUUGAUGUGGUGGUUGUCUUGUCCUUAAAUCAUCAUUUUGGUGAAUUUGACAAUGGGCUGUUGUUUUAUGUUAUAAAUGCAAUUGUCUCAUGAUAAAUAAGAGUUGAUUCAGCAUUCAUUAACAAGACAAUGUCUGUAUUUUAGGGAAAAAGAAAAGAGCAUUUUAUGAACCACGUGGUCUGAUUCCUUCUUUUUUUUUCUUUGAGACAAAUAUUUGAUAGUAAAUGUCUUUUUCAGUUCUGGAAACCUUGGCAAAUCAACUUUUAAAACGAACUUCAUUUAUGUAAAAUAUGAGAUCACCUUCUGAAGGUGGGGUCUUUUGGAACAUGUUUUGCUGUCUUACAUUCCUACACACAUUAAUGUGUACAUUAAAAAAAAACCCCACACCUCCCUCCUCUCUACUGUCUGCUUGUGGCAGCAAAGAAUUCUAGUGUAUGUUCAAUUACCUACUCUUAUUGACUGAUUUCAAACUUGCUUUUCUUUUUCAAGCUUUUUUUUAGUGAAAAAGAAUUUGCAUGUUUACUCUUGGGCUCUUUUAAUUGGAUGACAUUGUGCAGCAGGACCAGCUACUUGGUACCUCUUACUAUGGAAUAUUCUAGGUCCUACAGAUACAAAUUCUUCUCACUAUACAGUAGGCAUUGUUAAUGUAUUAAAGAAAAAAAUGACAAAAAUAGCAUUUCUGAACCAGCGGAAAAAGCAUCCUGUGUAAGUAGGGGUCUGAUCACUUGAAAGCAGCUUUGCAGAAAAAGAGUUGGGCACCCUGCUGGACAAAAAGCCAACCAUGAGCCAGCAAUGCAACCUUAGAGCAAAGACAACCAACAGUGUCCUGGGCUGCAUUAGGCAGAGACUUGCCAGCAGGUCAAGGGAGGUGGUCGUUCCCCUCCACUCACCACUGUGAGCGGAGACACAUCUGGAGUGCUGAGUCCAGUUCUGGGCUCUCCAGUGUAAGGAAGAUACGGAUGUACUGGAGCAAGUCCAGUGCAGGGCCACUGCUACGACUGAAGGACUGGAGCAUCCGUCAUAGGAAGAGAGAUUGAGAGAGCUGGGGCUGUUCAGCCUGGAGAAGAAAAGGUUUGGAGGAUCUUUCACCAUGUGUGUGAAUAUCUGAUGGAAGGAGGGAGUGGAGGGAGCUAGACUUUCCCCAGUAGUGCCCACUGAGAGGACAAGAGGCAAUGAGCACACACUGAAAGACAGGAAAUCUGAUCUGAAUACCAGAAGACAACUUUUUUUUUUAUUGUGAGGGUGGUCAAACACUGGAACCAACCGUGGAGGUGCCAUCUUUACAGAUAUUCAGAACCCAGCUGAGCACAGCCCUGAGGAACCUGCUGUAGCUGACCCUGCUCUGAGUACAAGAGUUGGACUAGAUGAUCUCAAGGGGUCCCUUUCAACCUCAGCCAUUCUGUGGUUUUGUGAAUUAUGGCACGCAAAUCCUUUAGAUGGUUACCACUACACAUAUUUUUGUGCCAUCACUGUACACCAGCUCAGAAGCGGAGACUAUUGAGUUACAAGAAUUAUCUUAAUUUAGUGCUCCCUACUUUUGAUGGGUUAUUUUUCAGCAACAGAAAGCAACAAAAAGUCUGCUAUGGAAAAAGGUCUUUAUCUCUUAAUCCUGAGACCAUCACUGUUUGAUGUGCUGUUGCUGAGACUGACUGCAAUACCAAAAUUUAUACCUCAGGCAGUGUCAUCAGAGAACAUAUUGCUACCCUACUACAAAAGGAAGAUUGAAAAGCUAGAUGUAAAGUAUAGGUAUGUUCUCCUGAAAAGAGGAAAAAUACUUGAAAGAUGUCUUAAACAUUCUCAAAAGUGGGAAUGUUGCAUUCACAACUAUUAUCCUAUGUGCUUGGCAAGCAGCAGAGGAGACUGAAUGGAGAUAGGGUUAGUUUGGGUUGUUUUAAUAAAAUUAGUUAAUAAAGCUUGUUCUACUUCACUUGAAUAGUGUUUGUAAAACAAAAAUGAAAAGUUGUUUGUAUUGUCAUUGGGCAGGGGGGUUCAUGAGCUACUAACUGUGCAUCAGGCUUGCUCCCCUUCACUUAAACAGUUCACAUAAUAUUUGACUGUUUCCAAUUGUUAAAAGUUAGUGUGAAAACCCAUUGAGCUUAAGUAGCACCAGAUUGAAAUUUCAGCAUGAAAUAGUCUUAGAAUGCUAACAUAUGGAACUUCUUAACCAAUUUAUGUUGAGAGAAUACUAAUUGUAAAACAGCCAUAGAAAGAAACAAUGUUUCCCUGUGAAGAAAUUCCAUUGUAUGAUGAUAAUAAAUACUAUAGUAUACUUUCUUCCUUAAUUUUUUUUUUUUUUUUUCAUGUAAGACCUCUUGCUCGCUCUUUCUGUGAAAGGAAGUAAAAUUCUGGUGUAUUUCUGAUAAAAUGGCAAGGAAAAUGCUUGAGGAUUAAGAGGAUAGUGUAAAAGAAAUGUUCUUAAAAACUGAUUAUUCUGCCACCGAGGAAGGGGACAACCUUAAAAAAAGUAUCUCAGCAUCAACUUUUCCCUAGAGGUAUUAGUAAGGUAUCUUAGUCUGAUAAUCUAUUUCAAAAUAAAUAGAAAACCUCAAAAGGGUUUUGUUGCCUAGAAGAGGUUUUGUGGUUGGUAAAUGAGGCAUUAAACAAAUGGUUGUAACUUUAAUGUUUCAUUUCAAAUUUUUUUUGCUUACAGAGGGCAAAUAGUUUUCUAACCUUCAGCACUGAAGAGAAGACAUGGAAGAGAUAUUACUGAAGAUGAAAUAGUCAAUUUACCUUCCUAUUAUGCUAGAAGCUAUGCACAUCUCAAGUAGGUAGCUGUGCCUUGUCUCCUCCUAGAGCAUAGGGUAUACCCGUAUGAAUGGCGUCAGGCUUUCAUACUGGGACAUUUUUUUUCUUUCAAAACCACAAAGCCACAAACGUUUUUGCCCGAAGUUUUCUUCUGGAGUCAGGUAAAUAGUGGAUUUACUGUGUUGUUCUAAAACAGAAUUACACCAGGUAUCCAAAUAAGACUGAAGCUAGAACAGCAUUUUAAGUAAUCUGAUCAGUAACUCAUCUAGUACCUCAAAGACAUGUGACGGCACUGCAAGUCUUUCUCAAGCACAUUAAGCAUUGCAAAGGUCCUUGGUUGGGCAAGUCACCUCCUUUUAAAGAUCACAGUCUAAAUACACUUUAAAUGUAAAAGAGUUGUAAGCCAUCCUAAGGAGAGCAAGGAGAUUGUGGACUCAAAAUCACCAGCAGCUUUGUUAGAGCAUUACUGAUUUGGAGUUACAUAUGUUGCACUGUGAUUUUGCCCCAGAUCUUCAUUAAAAUAAGUUUGCUAGGUCCAUUUGCUAGAUACUGCACAGUACUUGGAACAGAACUGUGCUGGUCACUGGUUUGAAAUGUCUUCCCAGGAUGGUGCUAUUUUGUUAUGUUAAUGGCGACGUUUUAAUUCAUUAGAAGCAUACUGACAAAAGAUUUGGGUAAUAAAACCUAAGUGCUGACAAGA